Aspergillus campestris IBT 28561 is the source of this 1780-nucleotide messenger RNA. Its product is annotated as putative alpha/beta hydrolase. The transcript has a single exon. NCBI's taxonomy places the organism in Eukaryota, Fungi, Ascomycota, Eurotiomycetes, Eurotiales, Aspergillaceae. The record is from RefSeq and is a predicted model, not a curated record. Bases 103 to 1737 code for a protein of 544 amino acids.
AAUUCGUGAUAGAUAUUUCGAUCGGUGUCUCUGUCACAUCUUCUGUUCUUUACUCUGUCCCGUUCUGUGCAGCAUAUACCCUGUGAUCGAUUGCCCCUCACCAUGGCGACGCCCGGCCUCCUCUACGUCACGAUGCAGCCGCGGGAUUCCCUCCCGGCGGCGCAAUUCCACGACUGGUAUAACUCCGAACAUGGCCCCCUGCGCCUGCGUCUACCGUUUGUUACCAACGGCUUCCGCUACCGUGCCACCGAUGGCCGGGAUCCGGAGUGGGUUGCGUUGUAUGACAUCACCGACAUGGCGGAGCUGACGCGGGAGACGUACCUGGCGCUGCGGGGCGACGGGAUCAAGACCCCGCGCGAGAAGGCCACGAUGGCGCAGAUUGCCGUGGGUCGCCGCCUCUACGACUUGCUGGACGACCAGAAAGCAUCCGACUACACCCCUCUCGAGCAGAUCCCAGACUCCCAGGCAACGGGCGCGGUGCUGAUCGCCAUCACCACCGUCGUGCCCGCGGAGCACGAAGACGAGUUGAACCGCUGGUAUCGCGAAGAACAUCUCGACAUGCUGGCCCGUGUGCCCGGGUGGCGCCGGAGUCGCCGCUUCGUCACGGCGGCCAUCGAUCCUCAGGCUCCGCGCGAGUUCGUCGCCCUCUACGAGUACGCGGCGCAGAACGGCCUUGAGGGCCCUGAGCAUCAGGCGGCUCUUCACACUCCCUGGCGGGACCGGGUCAUGAACGAGCUGGUCACGAGCAAGAGUCGGCGCGCGUAUCAGUGGGCGUACACCUUCGGUCCCGCCCCGCGUGAGUUAUCAUCGCUGGCGUCGUCGGAGGUGGCGGGCCCCUGGGCCUCCAACGACGGGCGUACGCGAACGCUACCGUCCCCCACGCGCCCCGCGGUGGAGUCCUUCGUCACCACGCCGGACGGGGUGGAUCUGCCCUACCGCCUGGAGGGCAGUGGAGACCCGAAGAGUCCGGUCCUGGUGCUGAGCAACUCGAUACUCGUGGACUACAGUAUCUGGGACGGAUUCGUGGAUGCCUUCUUGUCCGAUCCACGCAACAGGAAUUUCCGCGUCCUACGCUAUCUAACCCGUGGCCGACGUGACCAGUGUGGCACUACCCCCAUCACCAUCGAUGUGCUCGCGGAUGACAUUGUCGCCCUGCUCGAUGCCCUGCGUAUCCCCGAAGCGUCCUUGAUCGGAGUCAGCCUGGGUGGCGUCACCGUGCUGAACACCGCCCUGCGCCAUCCGAACCGGGUGACCCGGUUCAUCUCCUGCGACACCAACAGCUCCGCCCCCGAGUCAAACCGCAAGGCCUGGAGUGACCGACACGCCCUGGCGGCGAGCGAGGGGGCCGUGUCGGCAACGACGCAGCAGCCGAUCGUCGGCGAGCAGCUCGCGGAAGUAACCACCCGACGGUGGUUCGUGGCGGAGACCUACGAGUUGCAGCCGGCCGUGGCCGCGCACGUCAAGGAGGCGGUGCGCAAUAACAGCCUGGAGGGCUUCCAGCGGAGCAUGCAGGCCCUGUGCGCGUACGACGUGCGCGCGCGCAUGGCGGAGGCCACCGUCCCGGGACACUUUGUCGCGGGCGAAGGCGACGGCGUGCUGCCCACGACGAUGAAGCAGAUGGCGCAGGACUUGAAGGGCGACGCCCAACUGUCUACCAUCCCCACGGCGGGCCAUCUGCCUAUGGUGGAGCAGCCUGCCGCGUUUACAGAAGUGGUCAAUCGGUUCUUUCAUCAAUAGAUAUCUGUUCCUGUCCGUGAAACUCCAAUAGAAGUUCUCUCCG